Messenger RNA from Mastomys coucha (southern multimammate mouse), 4738 nucleotides. RefSeq names its product FERM domain containing 4B (gene Frmd4b). The record is from RefSeq and is a predicted model, not a curated record. Gene Ontology annotation, cellular component: adherens junction; cytoskeleton; bicellular tight junction. Lineage: Eukaryota; Metazoa; Chordata; Mammalia; Rodentia; Muridae. The transcript has 23 exons. Gene Ontology annotation, biological process: establishment of epithelial cell polarity. Bases 123 to 3227 code for a protein of 1034 amino acids.
CCGGGACACACAGUGAAAGGCGAGUUCAGUGGCAGAACUGACCCCCGGGGGCUGUCAGCUACAGCAGCGUGGCGAGCCCAGGAUCGCGGAAUCCAAGGCUUCCAAGCGAAAGCAGCAGCAGCAUGGCUUCGGUGUUCAUGUGCGGAGUGGAGGACCUGCUGUUCAGCGGCAGCCGCUUCGUGUGGAACUUGACCGUGUCUACGCUGCGGCGAUGGUACACCGAGAGGCUGCGGGCUUGCCACCAGGUGCUGCGGACGUGGUGCGGGCUGCGGGAUGUGUACCAGAUGACAGAAGGCAGGCAUUGCCAGGUUCACCUGCUGGAUGACAGGAGACUGGAGCUACUGGUUCAGCCCAAGCUUUUAUCAAGAGAGCUGCUGGACCUUGUGGCGUCGCAUUUCAACCUGAAAGAGAAGGAGUACUUCGGAAUAACGUUUAUAGAUGACACGGGUCAAGAGAACUGGUUGCAGCUAGACCACAGAGUUCUGGAGCAUGAUUUGCCUAAGAAGCCUGGGCCAGCCAUUCUGCACUUCGCUGUCAGGUUCUACAUCGAGAGCAUAUCCUUUCUAAAGGACAAGAACACAGUGGAGCUGUUUUUCCUGAACGCAAAGGCCUGUGUACACAAGGGGCAAAUUGAAGUAGACAGUGAGACCAUCUUCAAGUUGGCAGCCCUGGUUCUGCAGGAAAACAAGGGAGACUAUAUCAGCGAUGAGAAUGCCAGGAGAGACUUGAAGACACUGCCAGUCUUUCCAACCAAAACCCUUCAGGAACAUCCGUCGCUCGCUUACUGUGAGGACAGAGUGAUUGAGCAUUAUUUGAAAAUCAAAGGUCUCACUCGGGGUCAAGCUGUGGUCCAGUAUAUGAAAAUAGUAGAAGCCCUACCAACCUACGGAGUCCAUUACUAUGCAGUGAAGGAUAAGCAGGGACUUCCAUGGUGGCUUGGGAUCAGCUACAAAGGCAUCGGCCAGUAUGACUUACAAGACAAGGUGAAGCCUCGGAAAUUAUUUCAAUGGAAGCAGCUGGAAAAUUUGUAUUUCCGUGAGAAGAAAUUUGCUGUGGAAGUGCACGACCCCCGGAGGAUUUCGGUGUCCAGAAGAACCUUUGGACAGAGUGGCCUGUUUGUACAAACCUGGUAUGCAAACUCUUCUCUCAUCAAGUCCAUCUGGGUAAUGGCCAUUAGCCAGCAUCAGUUCUACCUGGACCGGAAGCAGAGCAAAGCAAAAAUUCCUUCAGCCAGAAGCUUAGACGACAUCGCGAUGGAUUUAACAGAGACUGGAACACAGAGAGGCUCCAAACUGGUGACUCUAGAAGCAAAGACUCAGUUCAUCAUGGCGAGCAAUGGCAGCCUGAUAUCCUCAGGUUCUCAGGACUCCGAAGGCAUGGAGGAGCAAAAGCGGGAGAAGAUUCUCGAACUCAAGAAGAAGGAGAAACUGUUGCAGGAAAAGCUCCUGAAGAAAGUGGAGGAGCUGAAGAAGAUCUGCCUGCGUGAGGCUGAGCUCACAGGAAGAAUGCCCAAGGAGUAUCCACUGAACAUAGGCGAGAAGCCCCCUCAGGUCAGGAGGCGAGUGGGGACCACGUUCAAGUUAGAUGACAACUUACUGCCUACUGAGGAGGAUCCGGCUUUACAAGAACUGGAGAGCAAUUUCCUGAUACAGCAAAAGCUGGUUGAAGCUGCCAAGAAGCUAGCUAGUGAACCAGACCUUUGUAAAACCGUGAAGAAAAAGCGAAAGCAAGAUUACACAGAUGCUGUGAAAAGACUGCAGGAGAUUGAAAAUUCCAUAAAUGAAUACCGAAUCCGAUGCGGCAAGAAGCCCAGCCAGAAAGCUGCAAUUGUCCCACCAGAAGACGUCAUUCCAUCCGAAAGCAGUUCUUUGUCGGACACCACCUAUGAUGACCCCAACGACUCCUUCACUCUUGCUGGGCAGCGACCAAGUUCAGUACCUCAUUCUCCAAGAAUUCUACCCCCCAAGUCUCUAGGAAUUGAGCGAAUCCACUUCAGAAAAUCCUCCAUCAACGAACAGUUCAUGGAUACCAGGCAGUCCAGAGAAAUGCUGUCCACCCAUAGCAGCCCUUACAAGACACUGGAGAGACGGCCCCAGGGAGGACGGAGCAUGCCCACCACGCCAGUCCUGACUCGGAAUGCCUACAGCAGCAGCCACCUGGAACCCGACUCUUCGUCUCAACACUGCCGCCAGCGGAGCGGAAGCCUGGAGUCCCAGUCCCACCUGCUCUCCGAGAUGGACAGUGAUAAGCCAUUUUUCACCCUCUCCAAAUCCCAAAGAAGCAGCAGCACGGAGAUCCUCGACGACGGGUCUUCGUACACCAGCCAGUCAAGCUCGGAGUAUUACUGUGUGACGCCUGCUGCCGGCCCUUACUACACCACCCAGACCCUAGACACCCGUGCCAGGGGGAGAAGAAGGUCCAAGAAACACAGUGUUUCUACUUCCAAUUCAGGAAGCAUGCCCAACCUAGCACAAAAGGAUCCUUUGAGGAACGGUGUCUACUCCAAAGGUCACGACCCACCUCCUUCCGGUUUCUAUAUCACCGGAUAUCCACCGUAUGCGGAGUGCGACCUGUAUUACAGUGGUGGCUACGUCUAUGAGAAUGACACCGAGGGACAGUACAGUGUCAAUCCUUCUUACCGAUCCUCGGCUCACUAUGGAUACGACCGGCAGAGGGACUAUAGCAGGUCUUUCCACGAAGACGAGGUAGACCGGGUGCCCCAUAACCCUUACGCGACUCUCCGACUGCCAAGGAAGGCUGCCGUGAAAUCUGAGCACAUCACCAAAAACAUCCACAAGGCCUUAGUCGCUGAGCACCUGCGUGGCUGGUACCAGAGGGCUUCUGGACAAAAGGAUCAGGGGCAUAGCCCACAGACUAGCUUUGACUCAGACAGGGGAUCACAGAGGUGCCUGGGAUUUGCCGGGCUCCAGGUCCCCUGUUCUCCAAGCAGUCGAGCAUCUUCCUACUCUUCAGUGUCUUCUACAAAUGCUUCUGGGAACUGGAGGACCCAGUUAACCAUUGGGCUAUCUGAGUACGAAAAUCCAGUGCAUUCUCCCUACACCAGCUACUACGGCAACAUCUACAAUCCCUUGUCCUCUCCAAGCAGACAGUACGCAGAGACCACUCCGCUGGACGGUACAGACGGAAACCAGCUGGAAGACAACCUGGAGAGUAGUGAACAGAGGCUCUUUUGGCACGAAGACUCCAAGCCUGGAACAUUAGUCUGAAUGCAGCUGGACCUCCUGACCAAGCACUGCGCGUUCUCACACUGGUGUGCCUUGCUAAGUCUGUUCUUCUUCUAGAAGGCUUUAGAAGCUAAAGGCGUCAAAGGUCGAAGACAAGACUUAAAUGUGGUUUCACAGUGAAUCACACACUAAGCCCCACAAAACCCUGGAUGAGGACUUGCCCUCCAAACUCUAGGCAUUAACCCAUCGCUAAGUCUGAUCCUGUUGUGAGACUCCUGUUAAGAGGACCUGCACGAAACCCCCGACCCACAGCGAGCUCUUGUGAAGGGAAUAGCAGUUGUCAAAGGCAAACCUUGGAGCCGGGAAGAUGGUCAGGGAGUUUGCCCCACUGGAGAGGAGGAUGGGAGUUUUCAGAGCACAGUUCAGAAUGCUGAGCAAGGGAACCAAGAAGCUCCUGAAUCGUGGCUCAUCUUCACAGGGUUUGAACUUGUGAGCUGACAGAAAACACACUGUUUCUACAAACAGAUGAGGACAGUUUAGACAGUAUUGGAAACUUACUUGAAGAGAAGUUAGAUUUUCAUGAAGUUCUGAAUGAGUGUAGAUGUUUUAGGCUAUUACAGAGUGAUGUUCUUCAUAAGCACUCUAAUAUGGAUUCUAGUCUUCGGAUUGCUAUAGCAUCCUGUACUAUAACUUAAUGGUAGCCAACUAGAGGAAAUGAAGUCACUGGCCAGCUCUGCUUGGAGAACGUUCUUAAGGUACAUGCCACCAAUCCCUUGUUGUGCUUCCCAACACUUAACUGUACAGACUGGUGAUCUUGCCUGUCAUCUGAAUGGUGGGCUCGAGGUGGCAAGUUUAUCCAAAAAAAAAAGUGUUUGGAGAUGCUAACAGAAAGGACCCCAGAGGACAAAGCCAACCCACAUCACCGUAGAUGAAUUGUGUGCCUUAAAGUGGUGAGCCGUAGAAAAUGAAGCCUACGACCUGAACUCCAGAAGCUAAUCCAAGUCACAAAGUGACAAGCCGAGAUUGGCAGAAAAGCAUUUACUCCAAGCUGCAGGAGGUUGAAUUAUGAGGAUUAAACUACCUCAUACCCCUCUGGAGGAACUCAUUUGCGUAGGUUUGUGGUUCAUAGGGCUUUGCUUGCUUCUAGAACAGCCUUGAUCAUUGUCUCUUUAUUUGGCUUCCAAGUCCCACAAAAGGUGCUCCCUUCGCCUCCCUUUUGUAUGAGUUUCUUGUUCAUAUUGUGAAUAGAGACAUUUCUCAACAACUUUUCUGGAACAUUUUUUUCUACUUGUAUUCCAAAGCAUGUAAUAUAUACAUAAAAACGAUUUGAUAACUGCUCCUCUGUCAUUUGUAUCAUUAGAAAUGAAGUUCGGGGAAAUUUUUUUGGAAAAAAAAAGAUACAAGUUAAAAAAAAAUAAUAACUUAUUCCUUUUUGCAUAUUUGUAUAGCCUCCUGGAAUUGGAAAUUGCCUUUUACAUAUUCUUUCACUGUUCUGACUUUUUGAGACCUAUUAUUUUUUUAUGUAGGUCAAUAAACUUAUGGUGUGCUACUGA